Molecule: messenger RNA, 1269 nt
Organism: Talaromyces amestolkiae
Lineage: Eukaryota; Fungi; Ascomycota; Eurotiomycetes; Eurotiales; Trichocomaceae
Exons: 4
Coding region: 1-1269 (422 amino acids)
Source: RefSeq, a predicted model, not a curated record
AUGGAGCAGCCAGAGUCUCAAGUUGAGAUAGCCAAAAAGCUACUCGAGACACUCCAUUCGCUCAUUGUACACUUUCCCGAAAAUGCGCGGAACAACGUAGACAAGCUCAUGGAGAUGAUUGACUGGCCUAAACAAUCGCAGCUAUUGAUCUCUGUCCUCUUGGGAUGUGGGUUACUUUUUCAAAUUUUCCUCAAAUAUCGACAAGUAAAAACCAACAAAAAGUCUCGAUUCCUCGAGUCGCCUGGUUUCCCAUUGCCGGAGAGCUUGAAUGACUUUGACUGGGCUACGGAGGAGCCGGUGCAGCUUCGGCCUUUCAAGCCAAAGUAUCAUCUUACAAUGGCUCUCGAAAACUUGGACCCGUCUGAACUCAUUCUCAUGGACAAGACAUACAAAGAACGCAUACUGUAUCGCCGAAAGAUCCUCAAGGAACAUCGCGAGACCGUAAUCGCAAUGCAUAACGAGUCUGACCCACGCGCAAUCGCCGCUGUAAAAGAGUUCUAUCGCUACAUCAUGGCGACCUAUCUACCCGUGCGCUACCCGACAAUGUUUCGUCUCCAUGAAACUGCCUUUGAGACAGGCAAGGCUUACAUGCUCGAGAACCUCGUCUUCAAUGAGCUCUACCCGGCCGAAGUCACCGAAUUUACGUCGCCUAUGCGCGCUCUCGAAAUUCUCUACAAGACUAUAGAUGAGGAUUACCUUAUCCUCCUACCUGAUGAAACCGACGAUAAUGACCCAAAAAAUGCCAAGUACAGACUCGUAGCAUACGAAACGUGCUACCCAGCAGGCUUCAAUCCACGCGAAAAACUCGGUAAACUUCUCGCCGACAUCCAUGGCCCCGUCCCGGGUUACCAGGAAAAGCUCGAAAGGAGUAUGGAUCGACACUUUGCAAAUGUUGAAGUGGGAAAGUAUGUGAAACGGGUCAAUUGGAGUAUUUCUACCAAUACGGAGUUGUUUGCUGCUUUUGGUGGGUUACAUAGCUCUAUGAACGAGACGCAGGUUGAGGAGAAGAUCAAGGAGGGGACAUUGAAUGUCGAUUCGACCCUGUUGCGCUCCGAGCGCCAAACACUUCAUCGCCUGCCGACUACUCGCGCCAUGAUGUUUGGCUUUCAUACAUACACCUACCCAAUCAAAAAGAUCAAAGAAGAAGGCCUGGGCGAGGAUCUUGCUACAGCUAUCGACGGGCUGAAAGAAGGAAGCGUUCCAAAGAUUUUCGGAUACAAGCGAGGGCCUGUUUGGGGAGAUGCUGUCAAGGCAUAUUUACGAAGUUAG